Molecule: messenger RNA, 1919 nt
Organism: Capsicum annuum
Lineage: Eukaryota; Viridiplantae; Streptophyta; Magnoliopsida; Solanales; Solanaceae
Product: allene oxide synthase 3
Exons: 3
Coding region: 59-1525 (488 amino acids)
Biological process (GO): sterol metabolic process
Molecular function (GO): monooxygenase activity; oxidoreductase activity, acting on paired donors, with incorporation or reduction of molecular oxygen; iron ion binding
Source: RefSeq, a predicted model, not a curated record
UUGGAUUAUUUCUCCCAAACCCAACAUAAAAAAAAAUACUAUUACAAUACUCCAAAAAAUGUCUUCACUUUCCUCCAACUCUUCAGACAAUGAGUCUUCUAGUUCCAAUCUUCCAGUUCGAGAAAUCCCAGGUGACUUUGGUUAUCCAUUCUUUGGAGCCAUUAAAGAUAGAUAUGACUAUUACUACAACCUUGGAACCGACGAAUUCUUCCGUACUAAAUCGCAAAAAUAUAAUUCAACUGUAUUCAGAACGAACAUGCCACCAGGUCCAUUCAUAGCUAAAGAUCCCAAAGUCAUCGUUCUUCUUGACGCUGUUAGUUUUCCUCUUCUUUUCGACAACUCAAAAGUCGAAAAGAAGAACGUUCUUGAUGGCACCUUCAUGCCAUCAACCGAUUUCUACGGUGGAUAUCGUCCUUGUGCAUAUCUUGAUGCAUCAGAGCCAAAACAUGCUACACUUAAAGGGUUCUAUUUAGCUCUAAUGUCCAAAUUACAUGCACAAUUUAUCCCUUUAUUUAAAACAUCUGUUUCUGCCAUGUUUCAAAAUCUGGAAAUUGAAAUGGUGAAAAAUGGGAAAGCCCAUUUCAACGACAUUAGCGAUGCUAUGUCAUUCGACUUUGUUUUUCGUUUGUUGUGUGACCAAACAAGUCCCCAUGACACAAAUCUUGGCUCCAAUGGACCAAAAUAUUUUGAUUUAUGGAUGUUGCCUCAACUGGCUCCAUUGGUCACUACUGGUCUAAAAUUUUUGCCCAACUUUGUGGAAGAUUUAUUGUUGCAUACUUUCCAGUUGCCGUUUUUUCUAGUGAAAUCGAAAUACCAGAAGCUUUACGAUGCUUUCAACGAGCAUGCUGGAAGUAUACUGAAUGAAGCAGAGAAGAGUGGGAUCAAUAGAGAUGAAGCUUGCCACAACUUAGUCUUUUUUGCAGGGUUCAAUGCUUAUGGUGGGAUGAAAGUUCUGUUUCCGUCACUGAUCAAGUGGGUCGCAAGUGGAGGGAAGAACUUACACACUCGGCUGGCAAAUGAAAUCAGGACGAUCAUCAAAGAAGAAGGUGGGUCCAUCACUCUAUCAGCAAUCAACAAGAUGAGUUUGAUUAAAUCAACGGUGUAUGAAGCAUUGAGAAUUGAACCCCCAAUUCCGUUCCAGUACGGUAAGGCCAAAGAAGAUAUCAUGGUCCAAAGCCAUGAUUCAAGAUUCUUGAUCAAGAAAGGUGAAAUGAUAUUUGGAUAUCAAACAUUUGCUACAAAAGAUGCAAACAUAUUUGAAAAGCCAGAAGAGUUUAUUCCAGAGAGAUUUAUGGGUACUGAAGGAGAAAAAUUGUUACGACAUGUUUAUUGGUCAAAUGCCAGAGAGACUGAUAAUCCAACAAUUGAUAACAAACAAUGCGUAGGGAGGGAUCUGGCUGUGCUGUUAUGCAGGUUGUUGUUGGUGGAGUUUUUCAUGCGUUACGAUACAUUUACUGUGGAGUCGAGUAAAUUCUUGGCUGGAUCAUCAGUAACUUUUAAGACACUGGAGAAAAAAGUGACAUGAAUCGAUCAUGAUUUAGCCAAUGUAUGUCAUAAUUAAUUAACAAGCUCAUGGUCUGCAAUCAAAUUAAGUACUUCAUCUGCAUGUGGUUACUCCGAACCUUAUUUAAUUGCUGUAUUUUUAGUAAUUGGUGAUAAAUUUACUGGAUGUAAUAAUUGAUUGCUUCUGCUUAUAGGUUACUAGCUACAAUUAAUUUAAUGUAAUUUGCAGUAGUUUAAUUUCUCUCUGUGUAAUUUUUUUCCGGUCACUUUUCUAUGUGUAUGUUCUCUUCCAAUCCCAGCUGUAAAAUUACAAUAGCUAUAUUGUUGGGUAUGUUAUUGUUGUUUACUAUGUGUAUGCAAAUGAAAAUAGAGUAUGAGAAAAAGAACAAAAUGAUCUCUUAUCUUUGACUUUAAAA